AUGAUAACGGCCGGUGAUGUAGCGGUGGUGGUAAUGCCAGUGAUAGCGCUACGUGAUAAUCAUAGCAGAUAUGAUAACGAUAGUAGUAGUAGUAGUGGUGAUAAAGCAUUGAUGGUGAUGAUAACGAUGGUGAUGGUAGUGGUAACGGCAGCAAUGAUAAAGAUAUUAAUAAUUAUAGUGAUGGUAACGAUGAUAACUGUGAUGCACAUUGUAAAUAAAUAA
This is a messenger RNA of Cercopithifilaria johnstoni, 222 nucleotides long. Lineage: Eukaryota; Metazoa; Nematoda; Chromadorea; Rhabditida; Onchocercidae. The record is from the annotation of a GenBank genome assembly.